Vicia villosa (hairy vetch) is the source of this 1240-nucleotide messenger RNA. Its product is annotated as peroxidase 16-like. NCBI's taxonomy places the organism in Eukaryota, Viridiplantae, Streptophyta, Magnoliopsida, Fabales, Fabaceae. Bases 42 to 1022 code for a protein of 326 amino acids. The record is from RefSeq and is a predicted model, not a curated record. Gene Ontology annotation, molecular function: heme binding; peroxidase activity. The transcript is spliced from 4 exons. Gene Ontology annotation, biological process: response to oxidative stress; hydrogen peroxide catabolic process.
UGUUGCAAACAACAAUUGUAGUAUCAAAACAGUUACUAAUAAUGGAAGCUCCAAGAUUUGUCUUCUUGUCUUUGCUUCUUCUUCUCCUCACAGCUUCAAUAAGCUCAGCUCAACUCACUCGUGGCUUCUAUAACAAUGUAUGUCCCAAUGUUGAACAAGUGGUUCGCGCUGCCGUGACUCAGAAGUUUCAGCAAACUUUUGUGACUGCUCCCGCCACUCUUAGACUCUUCUUCCAUGAUUGCUUUGUCAGGGGUUGUGAUGCUUCGGUUUUGAUUCAAUCUCCAAUUAAUAAAGCAGAGAAGGAUCAUCCUGAUGAUAUCUCACUAGCCGGGGAUGGCUUUGACACGGUUAUUAAGGCCAAGGCGGCUGUUGACAAGGAUCCUAAGUGCCGAAACAAAGUCUCUUGUGCUGAUAUCCUCGCUCUCGCUACAAGGGAUGUGGUCAAUUUGGCAGGGGGUCCAUUUUACAAUGUCGAUUUAGGAAGGCGCGAUGGAAGAAUAUCUACUUUGGCCGGUGUUCAACACAAUCUUCCUGGCCCUAAUUUCAAAUUGGAUCAACUCAACACCAUGUUUAAUCAACACGGUCUCUCUCAAACCGAUAUGAUUGCAUUAUCAGGUGCGCAUACGAUUGGAUUCUCUCACUGCAACCGCUUCUCAAACCGAAUCUACAGAUUCAGCCAAACAACGAGAAUCGAUCCAUCAUUGAAUUUACAAUAUGCUUUACAGCUUAGGCAAAUGUGUCCAUUGAAUGUUGAUCCUAGAAUUGCCAUUAACAUGGAUCCUAUCUCACCUAGAAAGUUUGACAAUCAAUACUUCAAGAAUCUCCAACAAGGAAAAGGACUAUUCACUUCUGAUCAAGUGUUGUUCACAGAUUCAAGGUCAAAGGCUACAGUUAAUCUUUUUGCAUCCAAUGAAAAAGCUUUUCAAACUGCUUUUAUUGAUGCUAUUACUAAGUUGGGAAAGGUUGGUGUUAAAACUGGUAAUCAAGGUGAGAUUAGGAUUGAUUGCUCCAAGGCCAACUAGAAAAACUACUUAUAUGACAUCAUUGUCGGAUUUCGAUUCUCUGCAUUAAUAAAAGCGCGCAGUUGUUCGGAAUAGUCAAUCUCAAACAUUGGUUUGAGAUUGUUCGGUUUAUAUUACAAGCUUAUUCAAUUUAUUUUAAAUCAGAUGGUCGAGAUCAGUAACAACGGAGUCAAUUUCCAUCAUUAUUAGUUCUUUUGAGGGUUUAUGAGUUUUGUAUA